This is a messenger RNA of Dovyalis caffra, 588 nucleotides long. NCBI's taxonomy places the organism in Eukaryota, Viridiplantae, Streptophyta, Magnoliopsida, Malpighiales, Salicaceae. The record is from the annotation of a GenBank genome assembly.
AUGAAAUCACCUUUACCUUCACCUUCACGUUCACCUUCUAGCAUUUCAUCUCCUCUUGCAAGAUUACGUCGUAAACUAUCUCCACGGAAAUCCCACAGUAACCCAGUUUCUCCCCCAGCUCCCACAAACGUUAACAACUCAACUAGUAGUACUACUAAUGUCAUUGGCAACAACGAGCUCCAAAGGGUCUUCAAUUACUUCGAUGAAGAUGGAGAUGGAAAAAUAUCCCCAGCCGAGUUGCAGAGCUGCAUUACCACUGUUGGAGGUCAGCUUUCCAUCGAAGAAGCUGAGGCUGCCGUCAGGUCCUCUGAUGUGGACGGAGAUGGGUUGUUGGGAUUCCAGGAUUUCCAAUGCUUGAUGGCAGGCAGUGUAACAGAGGAGGAGAAGACGGAGGAGCUUAAACAUGCUUUUGAAAUGUAUGAGACCGAGCCUGGCUCAGGCUGCAUCACUCCAACCAGCUUGAAGAAGAUGUUGAGUCGAAUGGGGGAGUCCAGGUCCAUCAAAGACUGCAAGGCAAUGAUCCGUGCCUUUGACCUCAAUGGAGACGGUGUACUUAGCUUCCACGAGUUUGCUGUCAUGAUGCACUAA